This is a messenger RNA of Botrytis porri, 216 nucleotides long. RefSeq lists its product as uncharacterized. The coding region runs from base 1 to 216 and encodes 71 amino acids. NCBI's taxonomy places the organism in Eukaryota, Fungi, Ascomycota, Leotiomycetes, Helotiales, Sclerotiniaceae. The record is from RefSeq and is a predicted model, not a curated record. The transcript has a single exon.
AUGUCGUCGCUUGUUCUCUUCCGUUUGGAUAGAAUGAACUUCAAUGAAGCCAUUAGAUCCGAUGGAGAGGAUCAAAUUGGAAGGCGUCAAGCACAUGAUUCCCUCCGAGGAGAAGGUCAAUUGUGCAACGCCAUUCUGUGGGGGGAUUGGGAUUUAACCCCAAUGUACUCGAGUACGAGUCACCGAACCGACUCAUGGAUAAAUACUACAGAGUAG